Molecule: messenger RNA, 2565 nt
Organism: Trichoplax adhaerens
Lineage: Eukaryota; Metazoa; Placozoa; Uniplacotomia; Trichoplacea; Trichoplacidae
Exons: 26
Coding region: 1-2565 (854 amino acids)
Biological process (GO): cilium assembly; cilium movement
Cellular component (GO): cilium
Source: RefSeq, a predicted model, not a curated record
AUGGCGUUAGAGGUGAAUACAAAUCAUCCACUUUCAUCUUUAGACUCAGAGAUCUUCACGCAACCAUUACAUGAAAAAUCUGUGCCAAAUCAUCUUGUCGAAACAAAAAUAUUUGGCCAGGUUGCUCAUAAUGCUGUAAUUGAAGCUAAACCGUCCGAAGUUCAUUUCGCAGGAUUUCAGAUCGGCAAGACAGAAAAAUAUAAAUUGAAACUUACCAAUAUCUCGGCGGAUCCUCAACGUGUUCAUAUUAUACCGCCAACAACCUCAUAUUUCAAAAUAAGCUAUGAAAAACAGGCCCGUCUCGUUCCUGGUUUAAGUAUUGAAGUCAAUGUUGAACUUUUCCCAAAAGAUUGGAUCUAUUACGAUGACUGUUGCGUGGCAGCUAACAGCCAGGAAGACAUCGUCGUUACUUUUACCCCGAAUGAUUACGCAACCGCCCACAUGAAAUUUCAGCUCUUAGUUUCGCAAUUCAAUUCAGAAUCGUUUGUAUGCACGGUAAUAGGAUCGUCAGAACCUGGACUUGUUAGGAAAAAAUUAAUAGAAGAACAUGAAAAAGAGAGUAGUCAAACUUUUCAAGACAACGAUAUCAUAACAAUUCCUGGCUAUGAUUCUAUAACUGAUCCAUCGUUGCUGAAGCCAUUAGAACGCUCAAAGUAUAAGAAAGCUAUGAAGAAGACUGUAAAGGUUCAAUCUGGUCUUAAGCCAGGACAGAAAAUACUAUCGCACAGUAGGGUAGAAUGGUCAGCAACCAUAACAAAGUCGUCGCCGGCUCUGCUAUGCGAGAGUUUUAAUUCAUGGAAUAGUCAUACUCUCGGAUCAUCAUGUGUAUCCUUAAUCUGUGUCUCAUUUAAGAGACAACAGGGCAUGGAAGAUAUGAAGGUACCGCUUACCUUGAGUUGUCCUAGUGAAGUAGCACGCGUCCUAAAUCAAAAAGACGGGAAAAUGAAUGUUAAAGAAUUAAAACAAGCUGUUGAAGUAGUCUCAAAAUCGGAAGCUAACAGGCAGCUGAAGGAGGCAUUUUUCGAACAGCAAGUGCGUCAAUUUGUUAUGGAAGAAAGAGCAAAUCAACUACGCUGGAUGGUACAUCGAGGAGAUGAGAAAAUGACAAGUGAGCAACAGGAAGUAAUUCUAAAAAGCAGACAGCAUUCGGAAGAAUCAUACAAAAUAUUUCGAAAAGAAUCCAUAACAUUAAAUGAAAGUAAUAGGAACGCUGUAAAUUGUUCGUAUCGUAGAAUAUUUAGAAAUGCAAACGAGCUACCAAAUUGUCAGCCAUCAUUUGACGUUUACAGUAACGAUAAUUGGGCGAAACGACAUUCUGUUUUACAACGAUUUAUUCAAGCUGCCCGAAAGAUUAUUAUAAGAGAAAGAGCACAAAAGCAUCUAGAAUCAUUACAAGUUCUUGUCGAUAACUGGCGACGUGGACAUCAUCGCCCUAUAUCGCCUGCGACAGAUGAAGAAGGAAGUUUCGAAUCUUUAGAUGUAGUACCGCUAUCUAUACGGCCUGAUCGAGUAUUAAAAUUUCGAAUACCUGUCUAUUCGGUGAAAGACGAAAUGGAACCUGAUGCAAUUGGUAAAGUGCAAACAGACACAAACGGUCUAACAUCAAAACAUUUACUUUCGUACUUUGAUCUCAAGGUGCCACAGCAAUAUCGCGUUAUGGGCUAUCAGCCACAUGCCAUUCAAUCUUCUCUUGAAGGAUAUAUCACCCCGAAUACUUCUGUAUCACUACGUGUUGGAGCAGAGGACGAACUAAUUGGUUUGCCAGCAGUUGGUGCAAAUUCUGCUGAUUAUAAAGCUAACCGAGUUGAUGCUGAUUUAAAAGUACCUGAAACUAAAGGUAUUGAAAUAAAAACGAUUAACGAGGAACCGAACGAUCUUGAUGAUAUCGAAGAAGGUGCAGAGGAACGACAAAUGGUUGAAAUUCCAAUGGGGAUUCUCAAGCCAGUAGAAUACCCUCCUAUGACCAUCUUUAAUCCAUACCCUGGAAUAAAAGCUUAUUACCCGCCGUUAAAGUAUUCUGAAAUUGAUGAAGAUUAUUACUUUUGUCCGCUACCAAGAUUUAAGCAACACACGUCUAUGAACCCAACUGGCAACCAAAAUGCAAAACCUUUCUUAGAUAGAAAGAGUGUCAUUCCAGGUAUUAUGAAAUGGAAAAGAUUUUCUAGUCAGAGUCUACUGGCAUUAAAUUCUACGCCCACUAUUUCAAGCGUUUGGGUGCCACGAUGGACUGAUCCAUUUGAUGACGAUCUAUUACCUAAAGAAGGACCUCCAUUAUUAACUGAAUUACCGGAAGAUGAUCGUAUAUAUUUGGAGGAUAAGGAAGAGAGAGAUACUGAUAUUCCAUUGCUGACACCAGAGAUGGUAAGAGCAGAAUUUCCAAUUCUUGAGGAAAUUGAGAAAGAUAGAGAAGAUUUCAGUGUUCCACUGGAAAAUAAUAAAUUACCGACUAGUAAUAUCCCAGUUGGUAAAUAUGGUCUAAAAUCAAGGAUCGAUAAGACUAGAAUGUUCAGAUAUACCUUUCGAUGCAGACUGUUUGAAAAGUUUUUACGCGCUUAUAGCAAAUAA